UGAUCCCGACUGAACCGAAUGCUUUGUUCAUCAUUAAUGGAUGCCUCAUAUUAUUCACAACGAUUUUGACUACUUUACUGAUUUUCAUUCCAAAGGCCACUGUAAUAGCAAGAGGAGGUGACAGACUUUCCCAGAAGUUAUUUUCACCGAUCGGUGCAGCGUUUGGUUUCCUUGGAACGGUUGCUAGUGAAGGGCAGAUGCCAGGACUGGGUGCUUCCAAAUCGAUGAAAAUGCCUGGAGUUGCUCUCGCUGCAGGAACGAUCGAAAGAAGUGGAUACAAUACUUCAUUGUACAAGGAAUAUCACCACCAUGGAACGCCUGGAUCUACAUCGUCUAAUAAUGGCGCAAAUAAAGAUGUUGAUAGUUACUAUUAUGAUCACAGGAAGUCAUAAUAAU
Molecule: messenger RNA, 396 nt
Organism: Owenia fusiformis
Lineage: Eukaryota; Metazoa; Annelida; Polychaeta; Sabellida; Oweniidae
Source: the annotation of a GenBank genome assembly